Messenger RNA from Oryzias melastigma (Indian medaka), 8648 nucleotides. RefSeq names its product desmoplakin. Gene Ontology annotation, biological process: wound healing; cell-cell adhesion; skin development. Gene Ontology annotation, cellular component: intermediate filament; intercalated disc; cytoplasm. The transcript is spliced from 24 exons. The record is from RefSeq and is a predicted model, not a curated record. Gene Ontology annotation, molecular function: protein binding; structural molecule activity. NCBI's taxonomy places the organism in Eukaryota, Metazoa, Chordata, Actinopteri, Beloniformes, Adrianichthyidae. Bases 36 to 8150 code for a protein of 2704 amino acids.
GCACAGCCAGACGAGCAACACACACGGAGAAAACCAUGAGUAUGUACGGUUCCAAUCCCAAACUGCACACCAUGGGCCAGAGGAGCAACUCCCGGCCGGAUCUGUCGCCUUAUCGACAAGAAAUGUUCGGUGGAAACGGCUUCCAUGGAGAUUACGCAGCGGAAGGCGGUUACGCACACCAGUCCUUCUCCAGGCACACCGUGCACGGCGGCGGCGGCGGGACCAUGAAGGUGCCGGUCACGAUGUCUAUGGGGGGAAGUCCUGGAGCCAGUUCACAAAUGCUUCAACAGAGAUGUAUCUUACUGGAAGGCCAAUGCAUGGACUAUUUGGAGAAAGCUCGGAUGUUAUCCGGGAGUGGGGGUUCCACCGCUGAGGCCAAUAGGUGUUUGGAGCUGGCUGUAGAAUGCAUGAGGCACCUCAGCGGCUGCUCCAGAGAUCUGCAACAAAUGGGCAUUCAGCACGAUUAUUUCCGACGUUUGGAGUACUUCCAGAGCAUGCACAGUUCUUUGCAGCAGAAAAUUUACAGCAGUGGCACCAUGAAAGUGAACAGAGGCAGUGUGGGUAGUGACGGGGCGCGCUAUUUUCAGGAUGCCAUGGCCUGGAUCGCUCAACAGAAGCGCAUGAUCGAGACGGCUUCGUGGGGAGAAGACUCCCAGACCAUAGAGAACCAGAUUUCAUCCCACAACAAAUUUCACAGCUCCAUUCAGAGGAGCGAUGAAGUGAAUCGUGCCAAGGAUGAAGUCAUGGGUGACAAGAACCUCUCCUUCAUACUGGAACAAGAAUUUGACAGCCUGAAGAAAAUGUCUCACAAUCGGCUGGCUCAGCUGCGGGAUCUCCAAAACAUCAUCGAGGAGAUCUUCAAAGCCAUCAUGUGGGUGAACGAGAGGGAAGAGGAGGAGCUUGUGUUCGACUGGGGAGACAAGAACAUCGACCAGUACAUCCCCAAGAAGCAGGAGAGCUACUCUAAGCUGAUGAGGGAUCUGGAAGAGAAAGAGAAAGAGCUGAAUAAGCUGAAAGUGAAAGCAGACACACUUUUGAACAACGGCCACCCGGCCUCAGAUAAGAUUGAGGCUUACAUGGACACCCUCCAGACCCAGUGGAGCUGGCUCCUGCAAAUUACAAAAUGCAUUGAUGUUCAUUUGAAAGAGAACUCUGCCUACAGCCAGUUUUUCAAGGAGGCCAAUGAGACGAAUGCAAAGCUGCAGAAGGAUCACGAGAUAAUUCGAAGCAAGUUCAUCUGUGACAAGAACACUCCACUGGAAACCCUCACCGAGCUCCUGAAAAACCUGGAGAAAGAGAAAGAACGAAUCAUGGAGAACAAGAGGCAGGUCCAGAGUCUGGUCAGCAAGUCCAAGUCCAUAGUCAGGCUGAAACCAAGAAACCCUGAGGAGAAAAGCAACGGCUCCAUCAUGAUCCAGGCCUUGUGUGACUUCAAACAGGAUCAGAAAGGGAUUCUGAAAGGGAAUGAAGGCAUCCUCAAGGACAACUCGCAGCGCAGCAAGUGGCUUGUGACGGGACCGGGAGGUCUGGACAUGAUGAUCCCUUCAGUCUGUCUCCUCAUCCCGCCACCAAACCCGCUCAGCGUCAGCCUCGCCAAGAAAAACGAGCAGUACUACGAUGCCAUCAUGAGCAUUUGGAGUCAGCUCAACAUCAACAUCAAGAGCCUCAUCUCUUGGCAGUACUGCCUUAAAGACAUCAGCUACAUCAACUCCUUCACCCUCACGAUGUUGUCAAAGAUGCGUCCCGAGGAGUAUCGUAGUGUCAUCAAAAGACUGGAAACGACAUACCAGGAGUUUUUACGUACCAGCCAAGGUUCUGAGAUGUUCAAGGAAGAAGACAAGAAAACUCUGCAGGGUCACUUUGACAAAGCUCAGCAACACUAUGACACACUGCUGGUCCAGCUGCCCUCCUACCAAGAGAGCGAAGUGAAGAUUCAAUCCACAAAGCAAGAGGGCAUCAAGGGGACUCAAGAUACCACAACCAAAGUCAAGACCCCGCCCCCUCCCGCCACCAUCAACCUCGCCCUGCUCAGCAGCCUGCAGGAGCUUCGCCAACGCCUUGAAAUGACCGAAUCCGGUCUCACCGGCCAUCUCCACGUCCCCGUGGGGGACAACAGUCUGCAUCAGUGCUCCGUGCACAUUCAGAAACUGAAGGAUGGGCACCAAGAUCUGGAGUCCAUUCAUGAUGAGUACCUGCGUCUGAGGGAGUUGAUCUCAAAGCAGCUGAAGGGGUUACCUGCAGACUCUGAUCAGGCCAAGUUCCUGCGUUCUGAACUUGGAAUCAUCAACCAGAAAAUUGGAAUCCUUCAGAGUCUCUACCCCAUCUAUUUCCAGAGACUGUCUGCCAUGAAGGCCUUACUCCAAAGCCUCCUUCAGGCUGAAGAUACCAUCAAAGCUCAUGAGGCUCGGCUGACGGAGAAGGAGACCAGCUCUCUAGACAUGCGAGAACUGGAAAACCAGCGUAGUACACUGAAGCACAUGAGGAACGAUCUGGAGCAAAAACGGGGCCUGCUGACCGCCAUGGACUCGGACCUGGCUAAAGCGAUGCACUGCAAUAACCAGAUCGGCGAGUCCUUCCACAGGUGUGACGUCGACCUGUCCAAGUUCUCCGAUCAGGUGAACCAGAUGGGCGAUCGCUGGCGCCGAAUCCAGAAGCAGAUCGACAGCCGGAUGUGGGACUUAGACAAACAGGAGAAGCAGUUGAUCCAAUACCAGCAGAGCAGCUCAUCCCUGGAGCAGUGGAUGGACAAUGCCAGGAAACGUCAGGAUGCGCUCCAGCUGGUGAAGCUCAAUGACAUCCAAACACUGAUGAGUCACCUCAACCAGCAAAAGGCCCUUCACAAUGAAAUUAAAGCCAAGAAGGAAAAAGUGGAGGAUGUGCAGAAAAGUGCGGACACCUGCGCCGCCUCCAUAAAGGACUACGAACUGCAGCUUGCAUCCUACAGUUCAGGACUGGAAACUCUGCUGAAUGUUCCCAUCAAGAGAACGAUGCUGCAGUCUCCUGCUUCUGUAGUCAGACAAGAGGCUGCAGACCACCAGACUCAUUACAUCGAGCUCCUUACCCGCUCCACUGAUUACUACAAAUACCUUGGAGAGUUGAUGAAGAACAUGGAGGAGAUGAAGUUAAGGAACACAAGGAUUGAGUUGUUGGAGGAGGAACUGAGACGUCUAAAGGAGGACCUCCAGGACCGCAAUGAGAGAAACAAGUCGCUGGAAGACGCUUUAGCCCGCUACAAGCUGGAGCUCACGCAAUCAAAAGACGAACUUUGUUCAAUUGAGGAAGUGAAGAGAACCACAGCGAUGCAAGUCAACGCUGCCAAGGAGAGCCUGGACAGCACACAGUGUCAGAUUCAGGAUCUGAACGAGCAGCUGACGCGCAUUAGAUACCAGCUGGACGAAGAGAAGAGGAAGAGAAGACUGGCUGAAGAGCGUUACACCAGCCAGCAAGAAGAGUACGAGGCAGCUGUUCGCCGCAGACAGAAGGAGCUGGAAGAACUCAAUUGGCUUAAGAUUGAUUUGGAGAAGUCAGUGAAGGACAAGGAACGUGAAUUGGAGAGGUUGAAGAUACAGCUAGACGAUGAGGCAGCCCGUCGAAGAAAUGCAGAAUCAGAAAUCUCAAAGGUAAGAACACAGUGCACCCAGGAGAUUAACCAACUUAAGCAGAGACACGAGACAGAGAUCCACGUUACCAAGACCACUAUUCUGAAAACCACACAACAAAAAGAGGAAAGCGCUGCAGAGUUGAGGCUGCAAAUUGACAGGCUGUCUGCAGAGAAGAGAGAUCUGGAGGAGGAGUUGAGGAGACUGAAGGAAUCAGUCACUCAUGCAGAGGACCAGAGAAGCAAGGCAGUGCAGGAGAUCAACCAGCAGAGGGCGUCAGUGACUCAGGAGAAAAGACUUCGCAGUGAGCUGGACUUGCAGCUGAGAACAGUCAUGCAACAGAGAGAAGAAGAGGAGCUCAAAUUGAAAGAGGCCAACAAAAGCAACCAGGAGAAGUCCAGACAAAUCAGCACACUAACCUUUCAGUUGGAUGAUGAAAAGAAGAAGACAAGAGCUCUGGAAUUAGAAAUCAAUCGUCUUAAACAAGUUGAAUCAGAGCUGAAGGCAAAGAACUCAUCUUACCUGGAGGCAAUAAACAAGCUGAAAGUGACGGAGCAGGAAAUACGAAUCACCAAAGUGGAGCUGGAAAAGCAGACGAGUGAGAAAAGCAAGGCUGAGCAGAGCACUGCCCGGCUGCAAAGCCGCAUUCGAGAGCUUCAAUGCUCUUUGGAAGGUCUGGAAGCUGAGUUAGAAAGACAAAAGAAAACGGCCCAGGAGGAGUUCACUCGCAGGAAGCGAAUCGAGGCUGAACUGGAGAGGAUGACACACACCUGCAGAGAGCACACCACCACAAUUACUUCACUGAAAUCGAUUCAAAUCGAGGCAACAACCUCUGGGAGAAAAUAUGAACAGGACCUCAGGGCUCUCCAGGAGGCCCUGGACAAGAGCCUCAGAGACCACAGAACCACCAAAGAGGAACUGGCAACCAUGACGGAGGAGUUUAAGAAACUAAAACAGAAGCUCCAGCAGGAAGUGGUCCGAAACCACGAGCUAAAUCAACGCAAUGAAACCCUGUAUAAGACCAUUGAGGAGAAGAGCCGCCAACUUAACGAAAACACCACAGAAAUCGAAAGGCUCAAGACUCUGACGCAGAACCUGACAAAAGAGAGACUCAAGCUGGAGGAGGAGUUGAGGGCGGUAAGACAAGAAAGAGACGAUCUGAAGGGCAGCAGAGACGCUAUUGACGGAGAGACGGCCUCUCAGAUCUCUGCCCUGCAUGUCCAGCUGCAAAGUAGCACCAAGAGGACAACAGAGCUCCAGGUUCUCAUCAGUGAUCUGACCAAGGAGAGAGAAAAGCUUAAAACGGAAAUAGACAAAUUCCAAAAGCAGUCGAUCGAGACAUCCAUGAUGGUGCACAUGUCCCAAAGCCAAUAUAAUGAGCUGCUGCUGGAGAAGGAUAGCUUGCUGGCCAAACUUAAAUUACUGGAGCAGGACAAGAACCGCCACAAGCAACUGGAAGAGGAGCUGGCCACCAUUAGGCGCUCUCUAGAGAUGGAGAUUCGCAACAAGAAGCGGCUGGAGGAUGAGAAAAACAGCAUCUUUUCCGAGUUCAAUAAUAUGAAGAUUCAGUUUGAACAAAAAAACACUCAGGUCAGGCAGUGCGAGACAGACAGGGAGAAGGUCGAUCGAGAGAGGCUUUCCCUAAAAACCGAAAUCGAGAGGCUCAGACACGAGCUCAAGUGUCUUGAGGAGAAGUACAGGAGCAAACUCAUGAUCUCUGAAAAGGAGGCAUCGGAACUGGCUCAGAAGAUAAAGUCCCUUCAGAUAGAGAUCCAGAGGUUACAGCAGAGACCCUCCACUCUGUGUAGGCAGACCCAGACUGACGAGAAAGUCACUACAAUCGAUCCAUCUAAGCUCGUUUUUGACGGUGUGCGCCGCAAAGUCACAGCUCACCAGCUUUGUGACUGUGGCAUAAUCAGCAAAGCUACCCUUGACGAGCUCCUGAAAGGGAGAAAGACGGUGGAGGAAGUGGCUGCAGACAUCCAGCUUAGUCUGAAGGGUUCUGGUGUUAUUGCUGGAAUGACCACAGGCUCACAAGGAAAAGUGUCUUUCACCGAAGCCAAACACAAGAAUCUCCUUAGCCCUGAAUGCGCUCUAAAGCUCCUUGAAGCUCAAGCAGCAACAGGGUACAUUGUGGACCCUGCAUUUAACAUGACAAUGACAGUGGAUACUGCCUGUUCCAGAGGGCUUGUAGACACAGAAGACAGAGACACCUUGGUGACUGCUGAGGCAGCAAGUACAGGCUUUAAAGAUCCAUACACUGGCAAAAUAAUGUCUGUGGGACAGGCUUACAAACAAGGCCACGUUGACAAGACCACAACUGUUCGUUUGCUUCAGGCUCAGGAGUCUGUGGGUGGUAUCCUGGACCCUGUGCUGAGUGUGUUUCUCCCAAAAGAUCUGGCCUUGGAUCGCAAUCUUAUUGAUGAAGACCUCUACAGAUGCUUGAAUAAAAACCCCACCAGUUAUCUGGAUCCAGGUACAGAUGAGAAAGUAUCUUAUGGUGACCUUAGAAAGAAGUGUACUUGUGAACCUGUGUCCGGCCUGCUCCUGCUGCGCGGUAAAGAAAAGUGCAUAAAAGUGAAAGGCAUCCGAGGGGAGGUGUCCGUGUCAGAGCUAGUCAAAGCUGAGCUGCUUGAUGAAACUGACAUGAAAAAGCUAAACCAGGGGCAACUCUCUAGCAAAGACAUUGAAGAGAAGCUCAAGUCCUAUCUGCAUGGCUCCACAUGCAUUGCUGGGAUCUAUGAUGAGGCUAAUGACAGAUUAAUGCCCAUCUAUAUGGCAAUGAAGGAAGGUCUGCUCAUGAGAGGAACCACUUUGGAGCUCCUUGAAGCCCAAGCUGCAUCAGGAUUCAUUGUUGAUCCUAUUAACAAUGUCUUUUUGACAGUGGACGAGGCUGCAAAAAGAGGUCUCAUAGGGAAGGAGUUUAAAAAUAAGCUGUUGUCUGCAGAGAAGGCAGUGACAGGAUAUAAAGACCCUGCUACAGGAGAAACCGUCUCCCUCUUCCAAGCCAUUGAGAAAGGCCUUAUUGAGGAAGGUCAUGGAAUUCGGCUUCUUGAAGCUCAGAUUGCCAGCGGUGGGAUUAUUGACCCUCUAGAGAGCCACCGUAUUGAAGUCUCUGUUGCCUACAAAAGGGGCUACUUUAAUGAAAAAAUGAAUGAGAUCUUAAGCUACGAUGGAGAUGACACAAAAGGGUUCUUUGAUCCUAAUACCAAGGAGAACUUAACUUAUCUACAACUGAAGGAGAGAUGUAUCACAGACCCCAAAACAGGUCUAAUUCUCCUGCCAAUCAAAGACAAAAAUAAGCCCCAAACUUCCCAGGAAGGGCGCACCAAUAUUCUUCGCAAGAGGCGAAUUGUAAUUGUUGAUCCAGACGCCGGGUUAGAGAUGACAGUCAGAGAGGCCUAUCACAAGGACCUGAUUGACUAUGAAACUUUUCUGGACUUGUCAGAGCAGGAGAGUGAGUGGGAAGAAAUUACGAUCAAGGGAUCAGAUGGCUCUGCACGAUUGGUGAUUGUGGAUAGAAAAACAGGAGCCCAGUAUGAUAUUCAAGACUGCUUAGACCAAGGUGUCAUUGACAAAGGGUUCUUGGAUCGGUAUCGCAGUGGAGAACUUGGCCUCACCCAACUUGGUGAGCGGAUUGCCAGUAGAACCAGUAACCCUGGAAUGACCAUUGCAACCAGCAGUGUUGAUGAUGUGGUCACCUGCAGCAGUCCUACCCAGGUCAGACCAUCAUCUCCCACUGUCCGUAAACGCUUCAACAGCAUAUCCAUCACAGUCUCUCCCCCAGAGUUGUUUGAUGACCACAGUCCUGUUGGAGCCAUUUUUGACACAGAAACCUUAGAAAAGAUCACCAUUCCUGAAGCCCUCAGAAGAGGAAUAGUUGACACUCUCACAGCACAGAGGUUGCUGGAGGCCCAGGCUUGCACAGGUGGCAUCAUCAAUCCUGCCACUGGAGACAGAUUGUCACUUGAAGACGCCGUCCACCAAAGCAUCAUUGAUGGAAGCAUGGCUAACAAGCUGAAAGCUGCACAGAAAGCCUAUAUUGGUUUUGAGGAUGUGAAGACCAAAAGAAGAAUGUCUGUGGCAGAAGCUGUAAAGGAGGCGUGGUUGCCAUACGAUGCUGGACAGAGAUUUUUAGAAUAUCAGUAUUUAACAGGAGGCCUGGUUGAUCCCAGCACCAGACAUCGCAUCACCAUUGAGGAGGCUAUUCGUAGAGGUUGGCUGGAUGGGAUGGGGGCCCAGAAACUGCAAGACUACCGGAGCCACCAGAAGAACCUUACUUGUCCCAAAACUAAGCUGAAGAUCGCGUAUAAGGAAGCCAUGGACAACUGCAUGGUGGAAGAAAGCAAUGGAAUGAAGAUGCUGCAGGCCUCCUCCAUUUCUUCCAAGGGAAUCAGCAGCCCCUACAAUGUCUCCAACCCAGGCUCCCGGUCUGGAUCCAGGCCAGGCUCCAGAAGUGGGUCACGAAGAGGCAGUGUGGAUUACACCUCUUCUUACUCCUUCAACUUCUCUUCCAGCAGUACUUCCUACAGCUCCAAUGUUCACUCUUAAUUUGAAUAUCAAAGAGAAAAAUAACGUAGUUGCUAAUACUAAAUGCGAAAGUUUUACUAUUUUUGAUAGUUAGUUCUCCACAAAUGUUUUAUUGCUACAGUAGACGUUUGCAGACUUGAUUGUUGAUAUGCUUUACAGAUUAUUUUGAUUGUUAUGAAACUCCUGCUUCUGUUGAAAAAUCCUGACCAUUGUUCAUACUUUCAAUGUUAGAAAAUAGUUUUAUUGCAGCUUUUUGUUUUUGCAUUAAACGUUUUUUUAUUUUACUUUUUAGUUGUAAAUCAUUUAAACUCCAAACUCAAUAUCUCCAUAGCAACUGCCUUUAUUUUUAGUUGAAAGCAGUUUUUUUUAAAUAAACUUCAAGUAUUUUUAGCUUUUCUUCUAACUGGAAAUGCUUAUUUUGUGUGUUUGACAAAUGUUGUGUUUUGAUUAUUGAAAUGCUGCACCUUUUCAAAUGGUUUGUUCUGACUAAUUACAAAUAAAAGAAAAAUGUUACAAUCA